Messenger RNA from Bubalus bubalis (water buffalo), 1160 nucleotides. RefSeq names its product FEV transcription factor, ETS family member (gene FEV). The transcript has 3 exons. Gene Ontology annotation, molecular function: sequence-specific DNA binding; DNA-binding transcription factor activity, RNA polymerase II-specific. NCBI's taxonomy places the organism in Eukaryota, Metazoa, Chordata, Mammalia, Artiodactyla, Bovidae. The record is from RefSeq and is a predicted model, not a curated record. Gene Ontology annotation, cellular component: nucleus. Bases 22 to 735 code for a protein of 237 amino acids. Gene Ontology annotation, biological process: cell differentiation; regulation of transcription by RNA polymerase II.
ACCACCCAGUUCCUGGCGGCGAUGAGACAGAGCGGCGCCUCCCAGCCCCUGCUGAUCAACAUGUACCUGCCAGAUCCCGUCGGAGACGGUCUCUUCAAGGAAGGAAAGAGCCCGGGCUGGGGACCGCUGAGCCCAGCGGUACAGAAAGGCAGCGGCCAGAUCCAGUUAUGGCAGUUUCUGCUGGAGCUGCUGGCUGACCGCGCCAACGCCGGCUGCAUCGCCUGGGAGGGCGGCCACGGCGAGUUCAAACUCACCGACCCGGACGAGGUGGCGCGGCGCUGGGGCGAGCGCAAGAGCAAGCCCAACAUGAACUACGACAAGCUGAGCCGCGCGCUGCGCUAUUACUACGACAAGAACAUCAUGAGCAAGGUGCACGGCAAGCGCUACGCCUACCGCUUCGACUUCCAGGGCCUGGCGCAGGCCUGCCAGCCGCCCCCCGCGCACGCCCACGCCGCCGCCGCCGCCGCCGCCGCGGCCGCCGCCGCCCAGGACGGCGCGCUCUACAAGCUGCCGGCCGGCCUGGCCCCGCUGCCCUUCCCUGGCCUCUCCAAACUCAACCUCAUGGCCGCUUCGGCCGGCGUUGCGCCCGCCGGCUUCUCCUACUGGCCGGGCCCGGGCCCCGCCGCCACGGCCGCCGCCACCGCUGCGCUCUACCCCAGCCCGGGCUUGCAGCCCCCGCCCGGGCCUUUCGGCGCGGUGGCCGCGGCCUCGCAUCUGGGGGGCCAUUACCACUAGACCAGGCGCCCCGGGAGCCUCUCCCAGCCGCCGGGAGCCUCGCUCAAUCCCACCCGCAUACGGGAGAGAGGGCCGGGGCCUCCCCUCCGUUCUUUCCAGCUCAGAUUUAAUUCCACCCGCUGCACCCAGCCCCGGGGGGAAGGGACUGACGUCGCCUUAGUCUUCCUUUACCACGGGAUUUGCCCCCGCCUCGUCCCUCAGCCCCCGAGGGAGGGUGACUGUGCCCCCACUUCUAACCUUCUAGACCCCAGGUCCCUGCGUCUCUCCGGAUUUUCCCUCCCCUCCGUCUGUGCUUCCCUCUGGCUCCUGAAAGCCCCUUGGAUAUGACCCGUCUCUCGAAUUCCAAAUCUUUUCUCAUGCCAACCCCCCGCCCCGGCCCCUCGAUGCCUGGCUCAGUCCACCUUCUCCUCUCCCGGCACCUCACA